Molecule: messenger RNA, 1043 nt
Organism: Petromyzon marinus (sea lamprey)
Lineage: Eukaryota; Metazoa; Chordata; Hyperoartia; Petromyzontiformes; Petromyzontidae
Biological process (GO): cell surface receptor protein tyrosine kinase signaling pathway; positive regulation of MAPK cascade; Ras protein signal transduction
Cellular component (GO): cytoplasm
Source: RefSeq, a predicted model, not a curated record
AUGGACAACGUGGGGAGCGGCGGCCCCGGGCGGCGCGGCGGCGCGGGGCCCCGGCGCUCGUUCCGCCGCGCGUGCUCCGCCUUCUUCAGGCGCCUCGCCUCGCGCCUCCAGCAGCCAACCCCUCCACCCUGGGACGUGGACAUCGACAAACCCCCCCCCUCUCAAAGCCCCUCCCCGGGCCCCACUCCGAGGCCUUCGCCCGUGUCGCAUCAGCCGCCCACACUGCACCCUCGCGGCGCGCCACGCAGGAGGCUCGACUCCCCAACGCCACACCCCCGCAUCCAUCCACGCAGUGAGGACAAUAACAACGGCGAUAACGAUUACAUCACAGACCCCACCCAAGGGGAGGUGAUGGGGCCCAGGGCACCCCCAGAGGGCAGUCUCGUGAACACAGGACGUGAGCACCGGGCACCCAAAGCACGGACUCGGGACGUCGCAGCCCCACGGGGUCCUGAGCAACACAGCGUGAUGGGGACAGCAGACAGUGUGGACACCGUGGGCGAGGAGCAGAGCGAGGAGGGGGUGAGGCAGCAGCAGCAGCAGCCGCCGCCGCUGGAGGUGGAGGCCGACUACGUGGUGGUGCUGCCCGCUAAGGCGACGGACUUCAACUCCAAUGUCACCGAGAUGAUGAGACGACGUGAGUCGCCCGCACGCCAAGCGACUGGUGAACACGUUGCCUGGAUUGAGCGCGGGCAUCACCGAGAGAUGUGCGUGGAGAGACGAGACGGCGGUGACGACAAUGGGAGGAGGGAACUCCAUGGCGAGGUGACCUGCAGUGAACAGAGCCUUGACCUCGGAGCCCUUAGAAGGAGGCGAUCCUAAGAUCUCAGGGAGCCCGUUGGAGAGUAAACACGGAUCGGUUCCUGUAGAUAUUGAUAGGCUAAGCCACUGAAUGCCUCGCAAUAUCGUAUAGUCCACUUGACUGGUAGCCAGUGUAAAGACAAGGGAGCGGGUGUGUGAUGUACACGUGAUGUACGUAUGUUGAACUUCUUUCGCACUGUACAUAGCCAACCGUGCUAAUCAGAGGUGCGGGAAAUGGCAAC